AUGGUCGCUGCUCUUGGGGCCAUUGGUGCCAGUGGUCGUGCUCUUCCGGGCAGUCAGAUUUUUUCUCGGGCUACCUGCGAGGCCACCUACACGGUCGUGGCCGGGGAUACCUGUAAUGAGAUCGCCACCAAGAACGACGUUACAGUUUCCGCCUUGGAGGCCGCUAAUCCAUCUAUUGAUGCGAAUUGCGACAAUCUGUUCAUCGGAGAACAGCUUUGCAUCCCUGGCACCACACCACCUCCCCCUUGCGCUGAAAACUAUACAGUCAAGGCUGGUGAUGUGUGCAUCAAUAUUGCAAACCAGUUUAACAUCACCGUUGCUCAAUUGGAAGCUGCUAAUACCGAGAUUGAUCCCUUAUGCGACAAUCUGCAAAUUGGCGAGGUUCUAUGCAUUCCCUAG
This is a messenger RNA of Lentinula edodes (shiitake mushroom), 399 nucleotides long. RefSeq lists its product as uncharacterized. The coding region runs from base 1 to 399 and encodes 132 amino acids. NCBI's taxonomy places the organism in Eukaryota, Fungi, Basidiomycota, Agaricomycetes, Agaricales, Omphalotaceae. The record is from RefSeq and is a predicted model, not a curated record. The transcript has 4 exons.